Sarcophilus harrisii (Tasmanian devil) is the source of this 1321-nucleotide messenger RNA. RefSeq names its product chromosome 3 C21orf62 homolog (gene EPCIP). The coding region runs from base 333 to 1022 and encodes 229 amino acids. Lineage: Eukaryota; Metazoa; Chordata; Mammalia; Dasyuromorphia; Dasyuridae. The transcript is spliced from 2 exons. The record is from RefSeq and is a predicted model, not a curated record.
UGCCCUGUAAACUUUCAAGUUGAGCACACCCAAGCUCAAAAUAAUACAGGUACGGAUCCUUCUGGGUCCUUAAUAAAGGCUGGAGUCUGAAGGCUUCCUUCCUGGUUGUCAUGGCAACAACAAGAGCUGCCGGCCCUCUCUUAGCAUAAACCAACAGCAAGUGCAAGACCACACAUUCCACACAGACUUGAAGUUUUACCCAGCUGUAGGGCCAGAGUGGAGCCUCAAUGGUCAGACCAAGCUUCCAAGGGAAAAAGGGAAGCACCAUAGUUUUAACUCCCUAAAAGUGGUUGGCAUUGGCUUGAUUCACCGAAUGAAAGACAACCCAACAAAUGAGUGUCAUUGUAUUAUCUUUGAAAAAGAUGGCUCUGCCCUUUGGUCAACACCUCCUUCUAAUGAGCUUCUUUGGCUUUUUUGCAUACAGCAGUUUUGUCAGAGGUGAAAAGAACAACACACUGAUUUUCACCAAGGAAAACACCAUUCGAAAUUGCAGCUGCUCUGCUGAUAUACGGGAUUGUGAUUACAAUUUGGCCAAUCUGAUGUGCACUUGUAAAACUGUUUUACCCUAUACAAUAGAGCAAGCCAGCUAUGACAGUGAUCUGACUAUUUGGUUCACAGACAUUACUGCACUGGGCUUCCUACUGAACUUUACAUUGGUUAGGGAUCUGAAACUUUCUUUAUGUAGCACUACUAUUCUCCCAACAGAAUAUCUGACUAUUUGGGGACUGAAGAGACUUCGAAUCAACACAGAAGUCAAGGAUCAGUUCCCAGAACAAAGCUUACUGAUACACACCAGUGAUGACAGUGAUUUUAAGGAAGAUAAGCCUAAACUGCCCACAGACAGGCAAACAUUUUUAUACGUGUCAUUCUUGGAUACAGCUCUUUUCAAUGGGGAAUCUUCUUUGAAAUCAUACAGCAUUGAAAAUGUUGUUAGUAUCACAAACAACUUCCCUUACCUUUCUUACUUCAAAAUGUUUUCCAUCCCAAGCAACAAAAGCUAUAUUGUUACAUUCAUUUAUUGAUAUUGUAUUGUGAUCAUUUUCAAUGCAUAUGUUAACAAAAUAUGGUUAAUUUGUACAACGUAUAUCUUUAAAGAAUUUGUAUCCUUGUAAAUACCAAUUUACAACUAGCUUCUUCCUUCCCUGCCAAGCCACUGAUAUUUCCUCCAACCCAUAUUACCAUUAGACUUCUGGGGAACCAUAAGAUCAUAGAUCUAGAGCUGAGAAUUACUUCAUAAGCUAUCUAGUCCAAAUUCUUCAUUUUAUAGAAGAGGAAAAUGAAACCUAGAGAGAUUAAGUAACUUGUCCAAACUCACACCAGA